This is a messenger RNA of Trypanosoma grayi, 2454 nucleotides long. RefSeq lists its product as hypothetical. The transcript has a single exon. NCBI's taxonomy places the organism in Eukaryota, Euglenozoa, Kinetoplastea, Trypanosomatida, Trypanosomatidae. The coding region runs from base 1 to 2454 and encodes 817 amino acids. The record is from RefSeq and is a predicted model, not a curated record.
AUGGACACAUUCACAUUCGUCUGCAGGGAGCGCGACGCCCACGCGGUGCGGUUGGAGGUGCCGCUCAUCGCCGUGAAGGCGACCGCCUUCAGUGCGGAGGUGCCGGCGCUGCUGUCGGCACACCGCCGGCUCCUCUGCAUGAACACGAAGCAGCCCAACCGACUGCGCGUGCUCAACCGGCAGGGGAAAUUCGCCGACACGGACGUGCAGGCGCCGCUGCUGCGCCACUUGGUGUCAUCGGAGGGGCACCUUGACCACUGCGCCUUCUUCGCCGUGGGCGGCGACGCGGUGGUACGGCUCAAGCCCUUCAGCCACGCGAACGGCGAGAUGAGCAUCGCGCUGCGCGAGAUGCGGCUGUCGGAGGAGCUCUACGGCGUCGCAGUUGGCGGCGGCGACACUGCCUACGCGCUGGGCAAGGCCCACGUGUUCGAGGUGGACAUGGAGACUGCCACCAAGAGGGCGGCGAUUGAGCUCACCUCACGCACCGUCGUCAAGCAUCCGGUGCUCGCGUUUCACCACGAGGCGCAGCUGCUGCUCGCGCCGGCGAAGAGCAACUGCCUCGACCUCAUCUCCACCACCUCACGCAAGAGCGUGCUGCCUAAGGUGUGGGAGCCUCACGCAAGCUCUGUCCCUACGGCCGCUUUCUUUCUGCAGAGGCGCACUUUUACCAGCGAGUCGGCCGGCAACAUCUUCAUUGUGACCGCUGCUCGUGGCAACACAGAGCUUCGGUUGUGGUGCUACAACAAGACGACGCGGACCUUCUCGCUUAAGCAGGACCUCUGCGUUUCCUUCGAGGAUGACAACGGCGCAGCAGACUCUGGAGAAGCUGCUGCUGAGGAUGAUGACGAGGGAAAGUCGUUCCUAAUCAGCUGCACGCCGACGGAGGAGUACAUCACACUCUGUUCGCGGCGCCACCCACUGGCGGUGGUGGUGGAACUUCACCGCAGUAGCUUCAAGGUGGACCGCAUCACCUCAUGGAAGCUGCAGGGACCCGCGCUCGCUAGCGUGGCGACCGUCGGCAAAGUGGCGGAGUCAACGGCCAGCACUUCGGUAGAGUACCCACUUAUGCUGACUGUCCGCACCGCGAGCGGCUUCUACGAAGAGGUGCUGGACGUUGAUAAGCUUGCGGGCGCCUCCAACACGGCCGCGAUGAAGCAAGGUUCCGUUGCCGCGUGGUUCCCGCACGGCGAGACUGGCAGCAGCAGCCCUGCCGCCGGCCUCCCCACUGCGCUGACCGCCGUGUCCUCCUCCGUUUUAGGUGACAAGACGACCAACACGGUGUCGCAGGUCAUCGCAUCGAGAGUAGUGCGGAAGCAAGCCUCGCAGUUCUGCGACACACUUCGUAGCAUCGACGAGCGUGUGGUGGAUCUACAGAAGCGCGCCUCUGAAGCGAUGCGGCUGUUCCAGGAAGCGCGCGCCAGGGAGGAGGCGCAGACAAUUGGUCGCAAGUUUGCCACACGUAACAAGGGGAGAUUGGAGCAUCAGCAGCAGCAGCAGCAGCAGCAUCCGGCAAUAACCGAAUCGCCUGACGGUAUGAAUGCCGCACAACAGGAGCUCUUGGAACAAAUCCGCUCUGUCGUGGAUGAAGCGGAGCCCCUCACCGCGGAGUCUGCCGCUGAAGUAGUCAAGGCGCUGCUGUCGCGACGCCUGAAGGACGCGGUGGCGAAAGGUGCGAAGGAGGCGGAGCAGAGCGACGCAGGUGUCGUAAUGCCGAACAUCCGAUCCACAGAUAGCAUGCGUGUCUUUAAUAACGGCGUGGAUGGGGCAAUGCGGCAGCUCAUCCGCACGAUCAAGGACCACCACAUCAUGAUGCAGGCCUCGCUCACCGCCUCCUCCUCCGCGUCGGCGGCCUGCCUCGCCAAGGCGAAGGACUUUGGCGAGACGCUCAAGCGCGAGAUGCGGCUGCUGUCGCGCGAGCUGAAGGAUACGACGGAGAUUGUGUCGCGCGUGGGCGUCGCGGCGGCCCCCGUCGACCCCGACGUUCUUGUUGCGCGCGCCGUCGCGCUCGCGGAGGCGGGCGAAUGGGGCACGGCGCUCACCAUCGCGCUGGAGGCGUCGGACAUCACCGUGCUGCUGGCCUUCCUCGAGCACAAGGUGUGCGCCGACAACAUGAGCACCGUCGUCAGUCCGCAAACCAUCACGCUGCCGACGUUCCUCAGCAUGUGCCUGCAGUUGUCGUUCGAGUUGGGCGAGCAGCCGGGGUCCAUUCCGCUGCGCAUCCACCUCCUCCACGCCUUCUACGUUGAGUGGGACGAUGCGCUGAAGGUGCUGAAGCGAAAGGCAGCGGCGGCGGAGGACGGUAAUCAGCAGAAGCUGAUGUUCGAGCUGACACGGCGGGAGAUGCGCAACGUGGCGGAGCAGUUGGGGCGUGUCGAGGACCACUCGGUGGACCGUCGCAGCCGCAACAACUUGCGCCUGUUGAAGCGUCUGAUAGGCUCGCUUCUCGCGGAGUAG